Molecule: messenger RNA, 423 nt
Organism: Vicia faba (fava bean)
Lineage: Eukaryota; Viridiplantae; Streptophyta; Magnoliopsida; Fabales; Fabaceae
Source: the annotation of a GenBank genome assembly
AUGACGAACAUCCUUCUACGCGCCGCGACUCGUGGUGGUUCCCUACGCGCCACCUUGACCAGACGGUUUUCCACCGACGCAUUGGUCGAGGCCAAACCAGGCGAGAUCGGAUUGGUUUCCGGAAUCCCUCAAGAACACCUUCGUAGAAGGGUUUUGAUUUACUCUCCUGCUAGAACGGCUGGUCAACAAGGAUCUGGGAAUGUUGGAAGAUGGAGGAUCAACUUCUUAUCAACCCAAAAGUGGGAAAAUCCACUGAUGGGGUGGACAUCCACCGGGGACCCGUAUGCCCAUGUUGGUGAUUCUGCCUUGGAUUUUGAUACUGAAGAAGCAGCAAAGGAAUUUGCAGAGAGACAUGGUUGGGAAUAUGCGCUGGACUGCAUCUGGAACAGAUAUGACCAGAUUGCAUCUGUUAGAAACAGUUAA